UAUAGUCAAUAUUGAAAAAAUCUACAUUUUCUCUGAUCUCAAUUUCCAAGCAACAGUUCUCACAUCGAGUCCAAGUGUCAUGUCAAAAAUGUGAAACGUCAAGAACUUUCGGAAACCACUCAAAAUUCCAGUGCAAGAAAUGAACAAAACCAAAAAGUAUGCAGAUAAAGCAGCAACUAUUUUAAGGAAACAAUGCAAGAAAAAAACGAACAAGCUGGUGUACACCGAUUAUCCAAAAGUACCACGAGGGCAUUGUCAACCUGUGUAUGUACCUAAAAUUUACAAACCAUGCGGCACCAGAAUACGCUACUGCACCGCCAAGGAGCUCAAGCUGAUGGCCGGCAGACGUAUGUGCGAGUGUCCGCGUCGAGGCAAGGCCUUCGAGACCGGAAGAUUCAUCGUGAACACCCUCAGGAACGCGAUCAAGGCCGCUGCCAUACUGGGCGUCUCGUACGUCACCUACGACAUGGGAUUCUGGGGUAUUCCGAAGGACACUCAGAACACCUUCGCGGGCCUCUGUGAGGCGAUGCCUUGUCGUAUCGACCCGUGCAAGAGUUACGACUUCAAGCCGAGAAAUCGGGAAUGCGAGGAGACUUUGGAACUGCUGAAGGUUUCGCCGCAUGAUCCUUGCUCUUGCGACAACCCCAUACCCGUCGACAUGGAAAAGUGCUGUUACAAAAUGAAGCAAGUGUGGAACCACACGGUCAUCUUCGUCUUCGAGGGCAUCGCCAACGCACCGGACAACGUGAUCAACUUCGUUGCUCGCAAAUGGCAGGAGUUCAUGACGAAGGAGUGCGAUCCCUGUAGGCGCAUGGGGAUGGAUGAGGAUGAAUUUCCGCUUCCGGAAUGCAAGCUUGAAGAUGAUUACGACGAGAAGUACUCCAAGGAGAUGGAGGACGAGUGUGAAGCUGUACAGAAGGAACUCAAGGCGUACCUUGAGGAGGAAGAGGGUGGAGAGUCCAAUCUUCCGCCUUGUGGUUAUUGACAUUGUCUGUUCAUUUUAAUCAAGUAACUGAUGAAGGAAUAAAAAUAAAAGUCAUAACUAUGCU
Molecule: messenger RNA, 1049 nt
Organism: Coccinella septempunctata (seven-spotted ladybird)
Lineage: Eukaryota; Metazoa; Arthropoda; Insecta; Coleoptera; Coccinellidae
Exons: 3
Coding region: 140-985 (281 amino acids)
Biological process (GO): cristae formation
Cellular component (GO): MICOS complex; mitochondrial crista junction
Source: RefSeq, a predicted model, not a curated record